Messenger RNA from Apis florea (little honeybee), 1022 nucleotides. Its product is annotated as UDP-glucosyltransferase 2. The record is from RefSeq and is a predicted model, not a curated record. Gene Ontology annotation, molecular function: UDP-glycosyltransferase activity. NCBI's taxonomy places the organism in Eukaryota, Metazoa, Arthropoda, Insecta, Hymenoptera, Apidae.
AUUAUACGAUUCCAUAUCGAUAUUAUAACUGUAGCACUCGUUGUAUGAUAAACGAGAUGAUAAAAUACGCGAUUCUUAUUUCAAAUUCAAUAUUAUUCCAUUGUUUUCUGUCUACUCCCUUCGAAAUUUUACUCCCUUAAAUCUUGAAAUUUGUCAUAACUCUGGCGAAAGAUAAUCUACAAGGCACGCUUUACUUUAUUUCACCCAAGAUCUGCGAUACUAACGCUACUUUUAUAUACAGCACAUCCGAAAAUGAUGGCCUACGUGAUGCAAGGCGGAUUGCAGUCAUUGCAGGAGGCAGUGCACUAUUCUGUGCCGGUAGUCGCCAUUCCCUUUUUCGGAGAUCAACUUUUCAACGCACGUAAAAUUCUAGAUGCUGGUAUCGGACUUACGUUGGACAUCGAUACGAUCACCGAAGAAUCCAUCGUGCAAACUCUUACCAACGUCAUAGAAAAUAAAACAUAUUAUUAUAACAUCAAAGUGAUGUCGGAGAUUAUAAAAGAUGAAUUGAUAAAACCAAUGGAUCGUGCUAUUUGGAAUGUGGAACAUGUGAUUAAAUUUUCCAAAUCAAAACAUUUUCGUUAUUACGGUCACGAUAUCCCGUUGAUCGAUUAUUAUGGGACAAUAGUAAUCCUUAGCCUGUCUUUAAUUUUGAUAAUAAAAUGCUAUUGUUUGAUAAUUAAUAUUUUUCGAUUUAAAUAUUUCUCGAUUAAAUAUAUAAGAGACCGGAUUAAGUUUUUUGUAAAAUCAAAAUAUUCGAAUAAUUAUGAUAUUCUCGAUAAAAAUAGAUAAUUAUAUUCUAGAAAUUUAUUAUUAUUAUUAUUACUAAGUUCAACGUAUUUUUAUCUUCUUUUAAAUUUUCGAAUAAAUAUUGUUAGUAUCGUUUGUAAGAAUUCUAUUUUAUUGUCUGUUGUUAAAACAUUUAAUAAUUCAGGAUGCUAAAAAUAUCAUCAACAGAUAAGUAUGGAAAAUUUAUCAGAGUUACCAUCAUACGAGAAACAAAAUGUCUAUAAUAUCGACUA